Molecule: messenger RNA, 5535 nt
Organism: Lutra lutra (Eurasian river otter)
Lineage: Eukaryota; Metazoa; Chordata; Mammalia; Carnivora; Mustelidae
Gene: NPHP3
Product: nephrocystin 3
Exons: 28
Coding region: 1373-4909 (1178 amino acids)
Biological process (GO): convergent extension; determination of left/right symmetry; kidney development
Molecular function (GO): protein binding
Source: RefSeq, a predicted model, not a curated record
CUCUCAGUUUCUUUGCGUGAAGCUUUUGAGUUUUAAUGAUCUUGAAGUGAAUUUUUAUGGAAGCCUGAUUUUCACCAUUUUAACUGCUAUGAUUAAAAACGUUCCCUAGCCGAAAUCAAAUUCCCUUAAUCCAUUUGAUUAAUUUACUCAAAAAAUAAUUAUUGCGUAGGCUCCCUGUAGUAGAUGUAUUUUGACUCAUCAAAAUAGUAUAUAAAGCAAAAUAUUGCUUUUCUAUGACCACAUUGUAAGACUUUGUGCCAUCAGUUUUGGACCUCUCCGAGGGUUGUGGUUUUACUGUUUUGUUUUUUUAAACUGUGGAAGAGACACUCCAGGUGUUCCUGGGCUUAUCACAGUAGAAAAUGAAUAAAUAUCUCAGACAGAUUUUUCUGAUAGGAAGAGCCUUCUUCCUUCUAGACUAGGCAUUCUAGUCACCCCCUUCCCCACUAUCUGUUGUAUUAUUAGCACUGUUAUCUGGGAAGAACUCCUUAUCAGUAGUCUACCUUUUGUCUUAACCAGUUUUCUUACUGGUCAGUCUUGAUGUACUUGCAUGUGUAAAAUGGACCUUUUGCAUUUCAGAUACCUGAUUUCAUGCACCCAAGCCAUUGUCCCCCAUUCACUGCACUUUAUGGGGAUAGGAAAGAAGGCUGAAUCAACCAGGGCUGAAAAAGUUCCUCCUAUUGCCUUAUGUAGUAGUUUUGAAAAGUAAAAACCUCAUUGCAUUUUAAUUUAAGGGGACAUACUCUCUUGGGGCCUAAAUUGAUUUCUUAACUAACUUACCCCUUUUUUUAUGUAGCCCUUUUGAUUCCUUUCUCACAUACUAGACACUUAAAAAACUCUUCUGAAUGUAUUUAACCCACUUGGUCAUUUAACGGAGGCCUUCGAUUUAUCUGGCACCAAGAGGGCUCUGGGGAUAGCAAAAUGAAGAAGACAUGGAGUCAAGGACUGCAUGGUCAUGCGGAAUUAAUCAUCCUUCAAGUUAAGCCUUGUAAAUUAUACUUUUUGUUCUGUUACAGAUCGGAAAACUGAGGCAUAGGAAGAUUAAGAAUUUGGCAUAGUAUUUCAAAGAAAAAGUAUUGAUUUCCAUUAAAAGUUCAAUGUUGAAGUAUCUUCACUUACUACAGUUCAAGUAUAAUUGCAUUUUUUUAUUCCAUGUUUGAAUAAAAUGGCAAUAUGUAGUUCUUGAUAAUGUAAAAUAGUAAGUAGAUUGUUAAAAUUCUGAUAUGUAUAUAGUAUGGAGGUAGGAUAAUGUGAAAUUUGGGAGGAAUACUGUUUUUGUUAGAAGUAACAAGGUCAAUUAUUUCAGGCCCUUCAAAAAACUUACCAAAAAAUACUUCGGGAAAAGGAAAGUGCUUUAGAAGCAAAAUACCAAGCGAUGGAGAGGGCAGCAACAUUUGAACAUGACAGAGACAAAGUGAAAAGGCAAUUCAAGAUUUUUAGGGAGACCAAGGAAAAUGAAAUUCAGGACUUACUGAGAGCUAAGCGAGAGUUGGAAAGCAAACUUCAGAGGCUCCAGGCACAGGGGAUCCAAGUAUUUGAUCCUGGAGAAUCUGAUUCAGAUGACAACUGUACAGAUGUUACUGCUGCUGGAACCCAGUGUGAAUAUUGGACUGGAGGAGCCUUGGGAAGUGAACCUUCCAUAGGGAGUAUGAUCCAGCUUCAGCAGUCCUUCAGGGGCCCUGAGUUUGCCCAUAGUUCUAUAGAUGUGGAGGGACCCUUUGCAAAUGUCAACAGAGAUGACUGGGAUAUUGCUGUAGCUAGUUUAUUACAAGUUACUCCCUUGUUUUCACACUCCCUCUGGAGUAACGCUGUCAGAUGUUACCUCAUUUAUACAGAUGAAACCCAGCCUGAAAUGGAUCUUUUCCUUAAGGACUAUUCACCUAAACUUAAAAGAAUGUGUGAGACAAUGGGAUAUUUUUUCCAUUCUAUAUAUUUUCCAAUAGAUAUUGAAAAUCAAUACCUUGCUAUAAGAAAAUGGGAAAUUGAGAAGAGUUCAUUAGUUAUUUUAUUUAUUCAUUUAACUUUACCAAGCCUUUUACUGGAAGACUGUGAAGAAGCUUUUCUGAAAAACCCUGAAGGCAAACCACGAUUAAUUUAUCAUCGCUUGGAGGAUGGGAAAGUCAGUUCCGACUCCGUCCAGCAAUUGAUUGAUCAAGUUUCUAACCUGAACAAGACCAACAAAGCCAAGAUCAUUGAUCACUCUGGAGAUCCUACAGAAGGAGUAUAUAAAACUUAUAUUUAUGUGGAAAAGAUUAUUAAACAGGACAUCCUGGGCUUUGAGAACACAGACCCGGAGACUAAGGAUUUGGGCAGUGAAGAUUCUGUUCCAGAAGAAGAUGAUUUUGGUGAUGUUCUGUGGGACAUACAUGACGAACAAGAGCAAAUGGAAACUUUCCAACAGGCUACAAAUUCAGCCCAUGAGCUGGGAUUCGAGAAAUAUUACCAGCGCCUUAACGAUCUAGUGGCGGCACCAGCACCAAUUCCACCCCUUCUUGUAUCUGGAGGACCAGGUUCCGGAAAGUCCCUUCUCUUAUCAAAGUGGAUUCAGUUACAACAGAAGAAUUCCCCUAACACGCUAAUUCUUUCUCAUUUUGUGGGAAGGCCCAUGUCAACCAGCUCUGAGUCCUCCUUGAUUAUUAAACGACUAACUCUAAAGUUGAUGCAACACUCUUGGUCAGUAUCUGCUCUAACACUGGAUCCAGCUAAGCUUCUGGAAGAAUUUCCACGCUGGCUGGAAAAACUCUCUGCCCGUCAUCAAGGCAGCAUCAUCAUCAUUAUUGAUUCCAUAGAUCAAGUUCAGCAAGUUGAAAAACACAUGAAAUGGCUAAUCGAUCCACUGCCAGUGAAUGUAAGAGUAAUUGUUUCUGUGAACGUAGAGACAUGCCCUCCAGCCUGGAGGUUAUGGCCUACACUUCAUCUUGAUCCUUUAAAUCCCAAAGAUGCAAAAUCUCUUAUAAUUGCAGAAUGCCACUCUGUGGACAUUAAAUUGAGUAAAGAGCAGGAGAAGAAGUUAGAACGACACUGUCGUUCUGCUACGACCUGCAAUGCCCUUUAUGUCACCGUUUUCGGCAAAAUGAUCGCAUGUGCUGGAAGAGCAGGCAAUUUAGAUAAAAUCCUUCAUCAGUGUUUCCAGUGUCAAGAUACUAUUUCAUUAUAUAGACUUGCUCUGCGAUCUUUCCAGGAGUCCAUGGCAAAUGAUAUGGAUAAAGAACUAAUGAAACAGAUUCUCUGCCUCAUAAAUGUUAGUCACAAUGGCGUGAGUGAAUCAGAACUGAUGGAACUCUACCCUGAGCUUUCCUGGGCUGUCUUGACCUCCCUUAUUCACAGUUUACACAAAAUGUGCUUAUUGACUUAUGGUUGUGGCUUGCUCAAGUUUCAACAUCUACAGGCUUGGGAAACAGUAAGACUGGAAUACAUGGACGAUCCAGCCAUUAUUUCUUCAUGUAGGCAAAAGCUAAUCAACUAUUUCACCAUGCAGCUAAGUCAGGACCGAGUGACCUGGAGAAGUGCAGAUGAGCUCCCUUGGCUUUUUCAGCAGCAGGGAAGUAAACAGAAGUUGCAUGAUUGCCUUCUCAAUCUCUUUGUGUCUCAAAAUCUUUAUAAAAGAGGACACUUUGCCGAGUUGCUGAGUUACUGGCAGUUUGUUGGCAAAGACAAAAGCGCAAUGGCAGCAGAAUACUUUGAUUCAUUGAAGCAGUAUGAGAAAAACUGUGAAGGCGAGGAGAACAUGAUUUGCUUGGCUGAUCUUUAUGAAACCCUGGGGCGAUUUCUCAAGGAUCUAGGCCUCCUCAGUCAGGCUGUGGUGCCUUUGCAGAGGUCUCUAGAAAUUCGAGAAACAGCUUUAGAUCCAGAUCACCCAAGAGUAGCUCAGUCCCUCCACCAACUAGCAAGUGUGUACGUGCAGUGGAAGAAGUUUGGCAAUGCGGAACAGCUGUAUAAACAGGCCUUAGAAAUCUCUGAAAAUGCGUAUGGUGUGGAACAUCCCCAUAUUGCUCGUGAACUUGAGGCACUGGCAACUUUGUACCAGAAACAAAAUAAGUAUGAACAAGCUGAACAUUUUAGGAAAAAAUCCUUUAAAAUUCGUCAGAAGGCUACAAGGAGAAAAGGCAACUUGUAUGGAUUUGCCCUCUUACGUAGACGAGCCCUGCAGUUAGAAGAGCUCACGUUAGGAAAGGACACACCUGACAAUGCCCGGACCCUCAAUGAGCUGGGCGUUCUCUACUACCUUCAGAAUAACCUGGAAACAGCUGACCAGUUUCUGAAGCGGUCCUUAGAAAUGAGAGAGCGAGUCCUAGGACCAGAUCACCCCGACUGUGCCCAGUCUUUAAAUAAUCUGGCAGCUCUAUGCAAUGAAAAGAAACAGUAUGAUAAAGCAGAAGAACUUUAUGAAAGAGCUUUAGACAUUCGGAGACGAGCACUAGCUCCUGAUCACCCUUCUUUGGCCUAUACAGUGAAGCAUCUUGCAAUCUUGUAUAAGAAAAUGGGGAAACUUGACAAAGCUGUACCUUUGUAUGAGCUGGCUGUUGAAAUUCGGCAGAAAUCCUUUGGCCCAAAGCACCCCAGUGUAGCUACUGCCCUGGUGAACUUAGCUGUUCUCUAUAGCCAAAUGAAAAAACACAUCGAAGCCUUGCCAUUAUAUGAAAGAGCAUUAAAGAUUUAUGAAGACAGCCUGGGUCGGAUGCAUCCUCGAGUUGGAGAAACAUUAAAAAAUUUAGCCGUGCUUAGCUAUGAAGAAGGGGAUUUUGAAAAAGCUGCUGAAUUAUACAAAAGGGCGAUGGAAAUAAAAGAAGCAGAAACGUCACUUUUGGGUGGAAAAGCUCCUUCCCGACACUCCUCAAGUGGAGACACAUUUAGCUUAAAAACAACCCAUUCUCCUAAUAUUUUCCUUCAAGGACAGAGAACCCUAAAAUGACGAAACUGAUCAUGAAGUGUGGUUGUUCUCUGUUCAACAAGACCUGGCAUAGCUAUGAAAACAAGGAGUUCAAUUCUAUAAUUCUUCCAUCUCUCAAGAGCUAUGUUGGCUUCACCAUUCCUGGUUGUGCUUUUCAGCGGUAGCCUGGCCCAAACCUCUACCUCAAAGAAAAGUUUCAAGGAAUAAAGGGAUAAUGUUUAUGAAAGGUUGGAACUGUUUUCUGUGAAAUGAACUAGUAACAGUUGUCUCUGCUACAUUUUUAAAAAUUCUACCUUUUCCAUGAGCAGACUGGGCUAAGCCCUCUGCUUUCCACUCUCUCUACAUUGUUCUGCUGUGUUAUAUGUAUCUGCAUAAUCUGAAGUUAUUAAUGCAAUAAGUCAAGCUCUUAACAUUCUUUGACCUUCCCCAAAAUAGGGACAUGACAGUCUCCUCUCCUUUCUUAAAUGCCCUAAAUCUCUUCAUUUCUCUCAAAUUCAGAUUAGUCUAUUUUAUAUGAAAAUGAAGUGUUUUACAAAUAUUGCCACUUUUGGUUUUGCACCCUUUAUGUAUUUAUAUGUAAUAAAAUCUUCAAUUCUAAUACCUGUAAGAUUCCAACAUACUAAUUAUAAAGGUGAAAGAUAAAAUAA